Cryptomeria japonica (Japanese cedar) is the source of this 988-nucleotide messenger RNA. RefSeq lists its product as uncharacterized. The transcript is spliced from 4 exons. Lineage: Eukaryota; Viridiplantae; Streptophyta; Pinopsida; Cupressales; Cupressaceae. The record is from RefSeq and is a predicted model, not a curated record. The coding region runs from base 260 to 700 and encodes 146 amino acids.
UGUGUUUUUGAAUGGUAGAUUAACACACUUUUCUUGAACAAUUUGACAGUUAGGUUUGACAAUUUUCCCAUUUAUUGGCCGAGUUUUAGUUGGGAAAAGAAUACUUAAUGCCAUUAAAUUAUCAGGUCACCAAAUACAGGUCUAAAUAAGUCAUUUUCCCAUUCACUCUCAUUGGAUAUAGAUUUGCUUGUUUCUCUCAACUUCUCUGAAUCAAUUCUAUCCUACUUAAGAUCUUCACUGGUUGUGACUUUGGAGCUCAAUGGGUUCUCUAAUGGCAGGAUGGGAUGCUAAGAGAGUUUUCAUUCAGAAGAACGUUUCAAUGACAAAAGAAGAAGUAGAAAAUUACUGGCGCAAUAAGCGUGUAAUAGAAGAGGAGCAUCUGAUAGCUGCUUUGAAAGCUGCGGCACGCAUAAAAACCCAAAACUUGACUGAUGAAGAUUACAGAAGAUUUGAAGACUCUUUAGCAGAGGAAGAAAAUACAGAGAAGAUGAAGAAAAAGGAAUUUCAUGGGGAAGAGAGAAUUGGUAUCAAGGACUGGUGGACAAAGAGCAACUAUGCAUAUUUAAAUCAGCCCCCUGUGAAAUCAGUGGAAGAAAAGCCAAAGUCAAGUUAUAUUGCACAGUUCCAUAUUGCCAAUGUGGGGAAAUCAAAUAAUGCUGAGAGAAGCCCCUUCAGUGGUAAUGCAGUCAGAGUAUUUUAACUGGAUUUACAUUACUAAAUUACCACAUGGUAAUCAAUAACGUGUCUAUAUGCUUAUUGCGCCUAAUGCACUGCAUUUUUGCAAUUUGAAAUGUGUACGGUAGUUAAGUGAUGCUUGUAAGUAAGGUAUCAGGUUGAGUGUUUGUGUUGUAUUCAUCAUUUUUAAUUGGGGGUUACAAUGGAGCUUUAUUUAAUCAUCAAAGUGUUUAACAGUUUUACAUUUAUUGUAUUCAUGACAGUGAUAAAUAGUUAUAUUAAUAUGAGGUGAAUCCUGAUAUCAGUAUCAUAA